AUAGCAACAUACGAUAUAUACAAUAUAGGUCAGAUCGACACAAGUUUAGCUAAUAAAGCUUGGGCGUUUGUUCAACUGGAAUUCCCGGGAAAAAAGAGCAUUCCGUGGGAAGAUAGAAUACGCUGAAUCUAACUGAACAACUCAAAUUAAAUUGUGACAUGGACGUUUACAUGAAUCAUGGGUUUUUUUGUGUGACUUUGUGACGACACGACUUGCCGAAGUUUACUUUGCUAGAAGAACGUCCGGCGUUUAUACACGAACAUGGUGGUGCAGUCAUGAAUAUGAAAUGGAGGAGAAGUGCGAGAAAAUGAGAAAUGGUUUUAUAACGGUUGCCAUAUAGAAGUUGUGGAUAAAUUGAUAUAUGAAAUUUCAAAGAAACCAAAAUGGCCGCGGUGAAGAAUUUACGUUCCUCUUUGAUAAAAGAGUUCGAAGAGAUCACUUAUGCCAAAGUUGUGUUGCUGGGUAGCAUGGCUGUGGGUAAAACCAGCCUCGUGAAAAAGUUUUGUUUUGACAAAUUUAAAAAUAACCAGCCAUCCACUAUUCACGUUGACUUUGCCACAGUGAAAGUCCUUCUUCCGGACAUGAACAAACCUAUUGUUCUACAGAUCUGGGAUACGGUGGGCCAGGAGCGAUUCAGUAACAUGAACGUAUCUUUUAUGAGACGAGCUGCAGCCGCCAUUGUGAUAUAUAACGUCACCGAUAGGGAGAGUUUUUUCAGAAUUGAUGAAUUCCUCUCAGACAUUGAGCGUGUCAUACCGGAAGCGGAAGUUGUUAUUGUUGGCAAUAAAGAAGACCUGGGUGACCGGGUUAUAUCGUCUGAGGAAGGGGAAACACUGGCUAAGAGUCACGACUAUGAAUUUAUGGAAACUUCGGCCUUAACCGGACACAACGUCGACAGCCUCUUUCACGGCAUAGCUCGCGCUUUGUAUAAAAAGAAUCUACAGGCAAAAAACGAUGUCCUCAAACUGACUGGAAGUGCUACUCAGAAGAAGAAGAGUUCGUGUUGCAAGAGUUAAAAUUAUUCUUUCAACACAAAAUCAAAAUUCGCCAAGUUUGCGUCUUGACCUUUAAAGCACUAGGGUGUGUAGCACCAAAUCAAAUCCCAUAGACGACAAUACCAACAUAUAUGUGCAGGUCCGUAUGAACCGAGGUGUAUAUGGAGGCUUGUGUCGAGAUCGAAAAUGUACGGGAUUUGUUUCCUACUCUGUAUAAAUAAAGACAAAAAUGUGA
Gigantopelta aegis is the source of this 1230-nucleotide messenger RNA. RefSeq names its product GTP-binding protein ryh1-like. Lineage: Eukaryota; Metazoa; Mollusca; Gastropoda; Neomphalida; Peltospiridae. Gene Ontology annotation, molecular function: GTPase activity; GTP binding. The transcript has 7 exons. The coding region runs from base 384 to 1016 and encodes 210 amino acids. The record is from RefSeq and is a predicted model, not a curated record.